GGGAGAUUUUGCGUGAAAACAAGGACUUUAAGAUUGUGGGCGGGGAUCGAAGACCAAGGAGAGAGAGAGAGAGAGAGGGAGACAGACAGAAAGAAACAGUGAGGAGUGAGGGGUGCAGUUUUCCAUGAAAAGAGAGAAAUGGAGCUCAAGCCCCAAGAAGAUGACGUCACGGCUCCGGUCUCCUCUCUGGGCUUCGCUCACUUCGCCCGCGACUCCAGAAGGAUGGAGGGGUUGCACAACGGUGCACCCAUCCUCGCCGCUGAUCCUGAAGCCCUAGACCACCACCACCACCACCACCACCCACCGCAGCAGCGCCCCAAUUUGCACCAGCCCCACCCCCACCAAGACGAUGAGGUCAAGCCCGAGCGCGAGGACUCGAACCCGGAUCCCGUCUCCUUCGCCUUCUCCAGGUCUCCCGCCCUCCCGGCCCCCGCCGGAUCGAAGCCGAAGCCCGCGCCGCCGCCGCCGCCGCCCCCCCACGCCGCCGUCAGGUACCGGGAGUGCCUCCGGAACCACGCCGCGAGCGUCGGCGGGAGCGUCUACGACGGGUGCGGGGAAUUCAUGCCGGCCGGCGAGGAAGGGACCGCGGGGGCCCUCAGGUGCGCCGCGUGCGAGUGCCACCGGAAUUUCCACAGGAAGGAGGUCGACGGCGGGGGUGGCGAGGGGCUGCAGCUCUCCGCCGGCUUCCGGCGGGGCCUGGUCGCCCCGCUCCAGCUGCCGCCACCGCCGCUGGCAUCCCCGUACCAGAGGUACUCGGUGGGCGUCGUCCACAGCCCGAUGGUGACGCCGAUGAGCGUGGCCUUCGGCGGCGGCGGGGGGAACGAGUCCUCGAGCGAGGAUCUGAACCUGUUCGGCUCCGAUCACCAUCACCGCCACGCGGCGACGGCGCCCCCGUUCUCGAAGAAGAGGUUCCGGACGAAGUUCACGCCGGAGCAGAAGGAGAGGAUGAUGGAGUUCGCGGAGAGGGUGGGGUGGAGGAUCCAGAAGCAGAACGAGGAGGAGGUGGAGAGGUUCUGCGGGGAGAUCGGGGUGAAGAGGCAAGUGCUCAAGGUGUGGAUGCACAACAACAAGAACAAUGUCAAGAACAAGCAGCCAUCCGACGAGCCGGCGUGACCCAUCUGCGCAAACUGGGGUUGAAGAUGAAAGGUGCAAGCUUUUUUUUUUUGAGGUGAGACUACUCCAAACUGAUCACUCCGCAGAUGGGUCUUGCGUAGUUAGUAGAUUUAUCGAUCUGAUGAUGGGUCAUCCAUGUUUUUAGCCAGUAAUCUGAUGAACCAGUGCAAUCUGUAGUAGAGAACCCUGCAAAAUUCUUUGCUUGUUGAUGGGUUUAGUGCUUAGCUACUAUUUCGGGUC
Molecule: messenger RNA, 1353 nt
Organism: Syzygium oleosum
Lineage: Eukaryota; Viridiplantae; Streptophyta; Magnoliopsida; Myrtales; Myrtaceae
Product: zinc-finger homeodomain protein 5
Exons: 1
Coding region: 139-1113 (324 amino acids)
Biological process (GO): regulation of developmental process; regulation of DNA-templated transcription
Cellular component (GO): nucleus
Molecular function (GO): DNA-binding transcription factor activity; transcription cis-regulatory region binding
Source: RefSeq, a predicted model, not a curated record